AUGAUGAUUUGGAUUAUUCAAGUGGAAAAUGGAAGCCUUCUGAAUGUUAUCUUUGAGAAUGUUUCCAGUGCACCGAGAGAAUCCCCACGAUUCGAACUUACCCCUAGCAUCAAACACGAUUUUUUUACCAAUAUGCUUCUCCUAAGACCUCUACCUUUGUCCAUUAUUAAAGCCAUGCCAGAUGAACUGGGUGGAGGUCAAGCAGGAGUGGACUCUGCGCACGCGCAUCCAAAUCGCGAACCGAUCAUCUUUUGGCUCACAGUGGCGCUCUUUCUCUUUGUUGUGGUACUCAUCAUAUGCAUCCAGAUUAUUAACUGUUGCUUUUGCAAUUCCAAAAGCACGGCAGCACCACCUACUAAAUCUAGACGGAAGCACCUGGUGUGUCGCAUCAUAUUUAUCACGUUAUUGGCAAUCGAGCUACUCCUGGUGGCAGCGUCUGUGUUUCUCCUAGUGGUCUACUUCUGCAGUAUGGAUUUGGUCGUCUCCUACCUAAAGGCACAACCACAGACGUCACCAGAGCUGACGCACAUUCCCACUUCGCUGCCCGAUGGGCUGCAUGCCGUCUUGAUGCAUACCUCCGGCUUCAUCCGCGAAGGCAUCCAGUCUGGAAGGAUGCACACUAUCUCCACGGUUAAAACAUUUAAAAGAAAUGUCAGUGAGUUGGACAAAAGCAUUGAAGGCUUGUUAAUAAGUUUUAAAAUCAAAGAGGUGCUCAAUGUGAGCAAUAGCACCUUCCAGGUCUUUGAAAACUUCGUUUAUCCUGCAGAAGAUGCCAUCCAAAAAAUUAUUGGUGCAACAUCUUUUGUCGAUGAAAUUUCCAUUAAGAUGAAUUCAUCGAUGCAAUUAUUUAACAAAGCAUUUAGCAAUUUUUCACGCUGUGAUCAAACACCGCUUUGUCUGGAAUUGAAGAACGCAACGGAAAUUUCGUUUUUUUCAAUGAACUAUACGUCACUUGAUACGAAGACCAUGGAGCAAGUUAUGCGAACCUUGAACGACACCCUCCUACAACUUCACAAUCAACUAAAUCAGGUCAAUUCUCUUGUUGACAUCAUUCACAAUAAGACAAAUGACAUUCUUCUCUUAAUAGAAGCAGAAAUGGACUUUGACCAAAUCUUUAGUUCCAUUGAUAACUUUUGGAUGGAUGUUAGUCUGCAAGCCGAUGACUUUGUACAUCAGUUCAAUCUUAUCGUUGAUUCGUUUGAACGGCAUCUUGGAAAGGCUAUCGGACCUAUAAAAACUACAUUGUACUGUGUUGGUGGAUGUCUCACUAUCAUCAUACUUUUCGCGACAAUCGUUACCAUUUGUGUGAUUUACCACGUAACUCGUAGUGGCCUUUCAUUCGAUUCUGGUAAAGGAUGCUUAUACCUAGUCCGAGAAAGUGCUAUAAAUAAAACGGAUUUCAUUUUGAACGGCUACGUGGCACAACACUGGAACUUGCUUAUCCACAGUGCUAUCAGUGAAGUGGGCGAUUUCGUGUUCACGGCUUCACCGAAGAACCCGCUUUUCUCACUGGCAAAGACCUGCAACACCAAGGCGAGUCGUCAUAAAGUUGGGCUUCUUUCUGCUCUUGGCUACUCGAAUAUGGUUAAUACUUCGCAAGUUGUAAGUAGCUCAGCAGUGACUCAAGGCUUUGCAAAGGGAAAAGAGAUUGUACUUCAAGAACUUCAAAGAAUAAAUAUUCCUGGAACACUACCUGAUGUGUCUCAGUUGGCCCAUGCGAAGGAGGAACUAAAUGAUACCAUGAAGGCCCUGGAUUUAAAUUCAAUCCUCAAUUUACUGGACCCAACGAUGAUCAACACUGCAGAGGUCGCUAAAUUUAUGGCUGCGUUAAUAGUCUUCAUUGAGAGCGAUGCAAUUUUAGAUAGGGAUGAAUUCAACGUUGGAAUAAAUUCGUUGAUUGAAGUGGUCGAAAAAAUGGAUGCAUUCAAAUUGUACGCAAAUGAGACCCUGCAAUCUAUUCUUAACAUAAACGGAAGAACAGACGGAGUAAUCACUUCUUUUGACACCGUCUUCACAGCUUUUAUAGACUUUCUUAAAGUUGGCAAAAACGAAUCCACACUAAUGGCAGAGGUAGAAAAGCAGUACGAUGCUGCUGUGGUGGGUUUAAAAGAAUUCAUGAAAGUUGAUGGCGAUCGGGUCUUUGCGCGGCUGACACAGAAGCUGCUGCCCUGCAGCGAAGCCCAUGCAGCAUACACCGUGGCGAUGGAAGUGACUUGUGGCGAGUCUGGGGUUGUGAAGCAUCUUCUCGGCCUCGUCUACGUGCUUGCCCUCAACGUUGUCUUUCUAGUCCUACUCUACCUUGGCCUAUUAAACCUUGCCAACUUCCACACUCUCCAAGUUCAUUUUCCUGUCGGUGAAGCUGCCAGCGCUGGCGGGGACGAUGGAGAGAAAUCAACCACCUCCAGCAGCUGCAAAGAUGAGAAAUUACCUUAA
Echinococcus granulosus is the source of this 2433-nucleotide messenger RNA. RefSeq lists its product as hypothetical. The coding region runs from base 1 to 2433 and encodes 810 amino acids. The record is from RefSeq and is a predicted model, not a curated record. NCBI's taxonomy places the organism in Eukaryota, Metazoa, Platyhelminthes, Cestoda, Cyclophyllidea, Taeniidae. The transcript has 8 exons.